CCCGACUCAUUUUGACCAACACCAAUGAAGUCAAGCUACUGACCAUACAACCGAAGACCGAGAGCGAGCCAAAUAAAAAAGCCCGUUUCUUGAGUAAGUUUUCACCUGCCGUGUCUGGUCAAGCAGCUGGCAUCGAUUCUUCGGGAAGUUAAGCUAUCGAUCGGCUACAACUCAUGAUGCCCGAUCAGAAGGCGAUAGUCAAGAAUGCUGAUAUGGAUGAGGAUAUGCAACAAGAGGCAGUAAAUUUGUGUAAUCUUGCUAUGGAGAAAUUCAAAAUGGAAAAGGACAUUGCUGCGUUUAUGAAGAAGGAAUUCGAUAAAAAGUACAAACCUACUUGGCAUUGUAUCGUGGGAAAAUGCUUUGGCAGCUACGUGACACACGAAACAAAACAUUUCAUCUAUUUCUAUUUUCGAAAUAAUGCUGUCCUUCUUUUCAAGUCU
Opisthorchis viverrini is the source of this 440-nucleotide messenger RNA. RefSeq lists its product as hypothetical. Gene Ontology annotation, molecular function: dynein intermediate chain binding; dynein light intermediate chain binding. NCBI's taxonomy places the organism in Eukaryota, Metazoa, Platyhelminthes, Trematoda, Opisthorchiida, Opisthorchiidae. Gene Ontology annotation, cellular component: dynein complex. The record is from RefSeq and is a predicted model, not a curated record. Gene Ontology annotation, biological process: microtubule-based process. The annotation marks the transcript as partial. The transcript is spliced from 2 exons.